CCAAGAGUAUUAUCAUGUAUAAUCUAAAUUUGUGGAAUCAAGAAUUAGAAUGAAAUAUUCUUUUUCUUUAUAUUGAUGAUGACCUGCUGUUGAUAUUCAUUGCUAGUUAGUGUGGUGCAGGUGUAUUGUAAUCUAGUCCAUACGAAUACGGUUCUCUUAAAUUCUGUCCGUUUAUAGUUAAGUGAUAUAUUUGUUAUUUGGGUUAACAAAAUGAAGCAUAUUAUGAAUGUUUUUGGAAACCAGUACAAUUCGGUGAGCAUGAAUAAUUGUGAUAACGGCCCCUUCGAAAGUUUUGCAGCCAACAGGAGAAACUUGACGCGCCAGUUUUCUAUCGUUGAUUCGUUUUUUCAUCAGAGGAAAGAAGGAGAGCGAACACGUUAUCCCAAGUCUAAUUUUUUCUUGAUGGCCUCAGGAUUGAUAUCAAUUUGCCUUGGAGUUAUGUCACAUAUGUGUGAUCCAUAUAUGCUGAUUUUCAAAUGGAAACUUAUAUUCGAAAAUGGAGGAGAAAUAUUCGAGCUUUGGAAAACACCGCCUGUCGAUCUGUAUAUAAAAAUUUUUUUGUUCAAUGUCACAAAUGCAGAGCAGUAUUUAAACGGAAAUGCAGAGAAAAUGAUUUUUAAUGAAGUUGGCCCAUACGUGUACAGGGAGCUGCUGUCACAUGAAAACAUAACUUUCUAUAGUAAUGGUACCUUAUCAACGAAGCCAAAUCACCCUCUCGUAUUCCAAGCACAUUUAUCUGAAGGACAUAAGGAAGAAGAUGUUUUCUAUGUACCCAACAUAGCGCUGCUGAGUAUCGCCCAGAUCGCAUCGAAGCACAAUUAUUUAAUACGGCUACCUUUAAAUUUGCUGAUACGACGAACAAAAACUGUUCCAUUAGAGAAGCAAACAGCAAGGCAAUUCAUGUUCGGGUAUGAAACUACUUUAACAACACUUGGAAAUACCUUUCUUCCCAAUUGGAUAUCCUUCAAUAAAGUGGGAUUAAUUGACAGAAUGUACGAUUUUAAAGACGACUUUGAAACCUUUUACACAGGAGUAGGCGAUGAAUCGCUCUCAGGAUUGUAUGAAAGUUACCUGGGGUCAUCUAAGUUGGCACAAUGGGAAGGUGACCAUUGCAGUAAUAUUAGAAAUGCUUCUGAUGGCACAAAGUUCAAAAGUUUCAUUAAGGAUGAUGAACAAUUAUUAUUUUUUAGAAAAAGUAUGUGUCGUGCACAAAGAAUGUCAUUUCGUUGUAGUUGUCUGUCACGGGAUCUGUCACUCGGCCAAUAUCGAUCCCUGCUGGAAAGCGAUGUUCCCGUGUUGCCAACACGCCCCGCCCGUAUUGCACGAAGUUUCUUCUGCUAUACACUGGACAGGCUCUUGAACAUGUACGACAGCGAGCAGGGUUGUCGGCCGUUGAACUAUACCCGCAGAAGUUUGUAUGUCUGCUUUGCGAACGCGGCCAUCCUUUCCAGGAUAAACGCGGACCACCUUCCCUCUUGUCCAACUGUUCCGGAUGUUAUCUUGUACUAUGAUCACCAGAUCACCGACUUCCAAGGUUCUGACAUUGCCGAACCAUUUGGUUUUCCUCGAGAUAACCGGUAAGUAUUCUUGGAUCCACCGGGCCCAAAACCUGUAACAGUCUUAUCACCACUUUUAUGCAAUCUCGUAGCAGAUACGCUAUUGAGGCAACUCAAUAAUAGCGGUUUUCCUUCUUAUGGUUUUGCCGAUGACUACCUAACAUUGGUAGUCGGUGUGUGCAAAUAAUUAGAAUGCUGUCUAGCAUUCGAUAAAAAAUAAACAAUUUUAUUCAAUUAAACACUAAGUUACAACUCACGAUCAAGACUAACUUAUUCGAGACACUGAAAGUGGCUUUUAUAAACUCAUUAUGUCAACUCAGCAAACCUAUCCGCUUGGUGACUGUUUCUCUGUGGGUACGUCGUCGAUCGAGUGAUCGGUCGAAUCGAUUGAUGCGUGUCAUCAGUUUAUGCGUUUGCAUUUCCUCAUAGCGCCUGCUCGUUCGUCCAAUGUGGCAUGGCGUCUUACUUUGUUGUUGCUACGUCGAUGUUGCCACCCUGGUGUUUCUAUCUGUGUUGGUGUUGGGGUUCUGGGGCCGGCUUCCUCCUAACGUCUCCCCCCUUAAGUGUCGGGCGUCCUCGUUCGACUUCUCCUGGAUUUCUAACCUCAUAAGCCUUGGGAGGGGGAUGAACUUUGAAGGUGUUGGCUUUCCCUCUGAUGAUAUAGUCUCCAGACUGGUUACCUUGUCCGCAAUGAUUUCUGCCUUGGUGUCUGCUGGUUUACCAAAGCACUGCUUCCUGUAUCUGUGAAGAUAGACUAUGAUCAAAAGAAAAAUGUUUAUGGCGGCAACAGUGGCUCCUCCGAUCAUUUGUGAAUUGGACAGCUGCAAUCGGAUCCUUGCGAUCUCCUCCAAGUUCUCCUAGUGUGCCUGAUGGACUUCUUCUACAUCGGUGAUCUGCUUGUUUGCUUCAAUACGUUUCCCAAAAAUUGGUGUGGAAAACUCGGCAUUCGAUAAGGUUUGGAAGCUCUGCAAGAACGUUUGAUUGUGUAUUAUUACCGUGCAAUUUUCCGUUUCAAUGAUUGUGGUAGCUGCUAUAAUACGGUCAUCUCCACAAGAGUCGUAAACGUGUACCCUAACUCGGGUAUCAAGAAGGAUGGUACCUGGGAUGAUCUCUUUGAGAAUGAAUUGGUUUGUGUCCUUGGACAUGUUGCGCUUUGCCGCUUGGUUGGUUAAUACGUUGUAGACACACUCAUCAGCUAAUUUGUGAGUGUUGUCGCAUAACACGCAUCUCUCGCUCUGCUUGUACAUGGACUUUCUGAAUUUGGCCACAUGCUGGGUCUCCAAAUUGAUUCUGCUCCCGUUGAUAUUUGUUGCCUCUAGUUGAAAAUUGAAUGAGCUGAUCUUGACUUUCUACAACUGGUAGUUUUAUCAUAAAAACAAUAUGCUCGUCUUUCAGUGUUGUAAUACAAUUAACUCCUAAAAUAC
Aedes albopictus (Asian tiger mosquito) is the source of this 2980-nucleotide messenger RNA. RefSeq names its product scavenger receptor class B member 1. The record is from RefSeq and is a predicted model, not a curated record. Gene Ontology annotation, cellular component: membrane; cytoplasm. The coding region runs from base 211 to 1581 and encodes 456 amino acids. Gene Ontology annotation, molecular function: scavenger receptor activity. NCBI's taxonomy places the organism in Eukaryota, Metazoa, Arthropoda, Insecta, Diptera, Culicidae. The transcript is spliced from 7 exons.